CUUUGCUUUUUUAAUGUUACGACAACGUCUAGCUAUCGAUCUUAUUUUGUGCGCGGAAGUUCAGAACCAUAGCAACGAUGUAACCAAGAUGGCGGUCAAUAUACUACAGUGAGAGUCUGUGAACGUCAGUGUUGCAGAAAUUGCUGCAUGGCACAUAGCUAACAAGGACAACUAUACAUAGAAUCUAUAUAGAAUUCAUCUAUAACUAAGAAUGUAUGAUAGAGCACCUCGUGAUAUAAACUUUAAAGUUGGAUGCACUCCAGACGUCAUUGGUCCUGGCAGUUAUGAUGCAGCUGCACUUCAGAAAUCUAAACUUAGAACAGAUGGAUAUGCUCCUUUUUUGUCAAUGACCAGCAGAGAAACAUUUUUAAAAGUGACAGACCAAGUAGUAGCAGCUCCAGGACCAGGGCACUAUGACACAACAGUUCAGGACAGAGCCAAGGGAGCUUCGUCUCUUGCCAAUAAAUCUAAAAGAUUUGCAGAUCCUGUCUCUGAUACACCAGGCCCUGGAUCUUACUCCUCACAUGCAUAUGUUGAGUUGGGCAGAAAAUCUAGGUCAGCCCCUGGUGUGAUGGGUGAUGAUGGGAAACUGAUUAAGUCUACAAGAGUGAAAUUUCAUCGCAAACCAGAGGCCCCCUCCAUACCAACCCAAGGUCAGGCCUAUGGCUAUGAGGAAUGUGAAGAUGGUACACUGAAGAAACAGGACCCACCAGUCAAAGACACGUCCAUUGGGCCGGCAUAUUACACGCCUGCGUUGCCUGAGUCUGCAGCCACUAAAACUUAUAAAGGUGUUCACUUUGGGAAACUUUCAUCCAAGAGAAUGGAAUUUUACGGCAAGUCUGGGCCCGGGCCUGGGGACUAUGACCCUUUCACUGACCACACAGCUAAACCAGAGAACCUGAACAUCCAAGGAGGGGAAGUGAUGAAAUUUGAAGCCAAACUUCCCAGAUACCAUGAACUGGUGCAGAAAGAAGUGGAGAAAAAGGGAGUUCCUGGACCAGGCGCAUACGAAGUGAAGAGCACCUUCAUCAUCCCAGCCCCUGCCCUCAACACUGAAGGCUUAGAAGUGGACCAUCCACCAUUCCUGUCACAGGCCAAGAGGUUCGCUCCCUUGAAGAGCGCCACUCCAGCCCCGGGUUCCUACAACGACCCGCGCAGUGCCCUGGAGGUUCUGAAGAGGGUGAGUGGUAUGAAGAGGAGCCCAUUCUCGCAGACGUCGGUCCGUUUUGAGACAGAUUAUAAAAAGAAGCGAUCACCAGGUCCCGGUACCUACAACAUUCCAGGCUUGGCCGCAGAGAGCAUGCGUAAAGCCUACAUAGAGUCGACACGAAAGGGUGUGUUUGGGAGCACGUCCACGAGGAUAGAGCCCUUGUCCAAAAAGGAAGACAUCGAGGUACCAGGUCCGGCCCAUUACCAGAUCAAGGAGAAGCCAUUCAAGCCUAAAUAUCCUCACCUCGGUUCCAACUUUGCCUCCGUCACGGCUCGCCUGAAAUCUCCAGAACUGGAUGCCCCACCUCCAGGAAGUUAUGAUGUGGUCGACGCUUAUGAGAAACUCUACGUGAAGCCUAUCAUGGCCAAACCCAGGACUGAGGCGGCGUAUCGUAAGCAUCAUUCUUUCAUGGCGUCUGCUGAUCGGUUUGCUCCUGCCAGGGACACGAUGACGAAGAGGGUGGAUCCUGACAAUCCAGGUCCAGCCUCAUACAACACGGCCAAAGAAACUAUCAACCCUAAAGGAGGUCUGAUGGUCAUCAAGGACCGGCGUUUCCGUGAGAACAUAGAGGACUUCCCAGGUCCUGGGACUUACGAGCUCUCACCCAUGUUCCAGGACACGGUCCUCAAAGGCACUUUCAACCAUACUCUUAACAACCCGAUCCUCGCCGUGCCAGGGAGUUCCAGACCCGAGUCUAAGCACGCCUUCCUGAUCGGCGUGUGAUACCGCCCUGUAUUGCACCACAUUUGAUUAUACCCACGGCUGUACUCUGGGAAAUUAAAAUAUGCCGUCCACCUUUCAAACUUUAACCCUUACAUAGUAUUCACAAAUAGGUCAAAGGUUAAUUCCGUUUGAUUGCAGAGGAUUAAUUGUUAUUCAAAAGUGUAGUUUGAUUAAAGAUUUAAAUCUCAAGACCUUCAGAGCAAGGGUCAAGGCUGUGAAUUGUACAGAAAAAGUGUGUAACCUGUAAGAUAUUUAUAUGACCGCUGAAAGCUUGUAGGGAAAAAAGUCAGCACCUAUUGUAGAUUAGCAAUGUCUUAAUUAAAAAAAUAAAUAAUAUUUUACUGAAAGAAGAUGAAAUGAAUUGAUGAAGUUACAGACUAUAUAAGUCUGUGUGUCACUCUAACCCUAAAGUAUUGUCUGUCAGCUGACACUCGCUGACAGCAUCACGACAGUGUCACAUAGUUUAUGCUCACUCUAAUGACACCGUCAGAGACAUAUGAUGUGUCAGUGGUCAUCAGCUGCCAUGUUUUAGGAGAGAGAGAGAGACACUGAGAGUACAGGAAGGAAAUGUCAAUGUCAAUAAAAUAUUUGUCUUUUUUUUUUGUUUGCUUUGAAAUAAAUGCAAAUGUUUAACCUUU
This is a messenger RNA of Biomphalaria glabrata, 2571 nucleotides long. RefSeq names its product sperm-tail PG-rich repeat-containing protein 2-like. The transcript has 12 exons. The record is from RefSeq and is a predicted model, not a curated record. NCBI's taxonomy places the organism in Eukaryota, Metazoa, Mollusca, Gastropoda, Planorbidae. The coding region runs from base 212 to 1933 and encodes 573 amino acids.